Morone saxatilis (striped sea-bass) is the source of this 1354-nucleotide messenger RNA. It is a transcript of the gene pex13, whose product is annotated as peroxisomal biogenesis factor 13. Gene Ontology annotation, biological process: protein import into peroxisome matrix, docking. The record is from RefSeq and is a predicted model, not a curated record. Gene Ontology annotation, cellular component: peroxisome; peroxisomal membrane; peroxisomal importomer complex. Gene Ontology annotation, molecular function: protein binding. Lineage: Eukaryota; Metazoa; Chordata; Actinopteri; Moronidae.
GUCUGUGAACUUUGGCCCUCCUGCCGGCCCCUCUGCUCCUGCGGGCCCUCCCGUUCUGACCCGGAUGGCGCCCCCAGUGCCCCCUCGUCCCGUCCAGCAGUCCUACCGUCCGUCCUACAGCUCCUUCGCCUCCUCCUACAGCCCCUAUGGGAGCUCCAUGUACGGGGGGUACAGCCCCUACGGCGCCGGCGGCUUCAGUGGAGGCUACGGCGCCGGCGGCUUCGGCCUGGGAGGGUACGGCCGCCUCCCCCACCCGGAGGAAGUGGCCCCCAGCCGGUUCGUGCAGCAGGCCGAGGAGAGCAGCCGCGGCGCCUUCCAGUCCAUCGAGAGCAUCGUCCAGGCCUUCGCCUCCGUCAGUAUGAUGUUGGACGCCACUUUCUCCGCCGUCUACAACAGUUUCCGCGCCGUGCUGGACGUCGCCAACCACCUGACCCGGCUGCGUGCACACCUCACCCGGGUUCUGUCGGCCUUCGCUCUGGUUCGCACUCUGCGCUACCUGUACCGGCGGCUGCAGAGGCUGCUGGGCCGGAGGGCGGGCGGCGAGGUGGAGGACUUGUGGGCCGACAGUGCGAGCGACGCUCUGGCGACGGGAGCGUCCAGAGGGUCGGAGCCGGGGAUGGAGGAGCAGACCGUGAAGUCCUGGCCCAUCUUUCUGUUCUUCGCUGUAGUCCUGGGGGGGCCCUACCUCAUCUGGAAGCUGCUGAGCUCCAGCCCCGACUCCGGAGACAACGCCACUAACUGGGCGAGCGGGGAGGACGACCACGUCGUGGCCAGAGCCGAGUACGACUUCUCCGCUGCGUCUGAGGAGGAGAUUUCUGUGCGAGCUGGAGACAUGCUCAACCUCGCCCCUAAAGAGCAACAGCCCCGGGUGCGAGGCUGGCUGCUGGCCAGCGUGGACGGUCAGACCACGGGACUCGUCCCGGCCAACUACGUGAAGGUCCUCGGCAAGAGGCGAGGCCGUAAGCAGGCGGAGAUGGAGAGGCUCGCUCAGGUCCAGCCGGACGCCGCGCAGGCCUCCCAGACCGCCCAAGGCUUCGCCGCGGCACUCGGUUCGGCCUCCGCCUCGGCUUCCUCGGAGGAGCUGCUGGAGUCGGUGUACACAGAAACUCCAGCUGCCUUCGGCCUGGGAACAUCCGACGCCAGUUUGCCCUCCAGCACGGCGCUAAACGUCCCCGAGAGGACGGACUUGUGAUGUUUGUGAAUGCGUGCGUCUGUAAGCAGGUCGUAACGUCGGCCGCUGUUUAACUCUGAAGCUUGACUAAUAAUGAGCUGACAGUAGGUAUCUGGGGAAACAUCUCUAAGAGUGGCUCAAAGUAGUUCCUUUAAUCUAUACUGUUUCAUAUCAUGUAACACA